Molecule: messenger RNA, 1421 nt
Organism: Stegodyphus dumicola
Lineage: Eukaryota; Metazoa; Arthropoda; Arachnida; Araneae; Eresidae
Gene: Arr2
Product: arrestin 2
Biological process (GO): signal transduction; G protein-coupled receptor internalization
Cellular component (GO): cytoplasm
Molecular function (GO): G protein-coupled receptor binding
Source: RefSeq, a predicted model, not a curated record
CACUAAAUCCCCUUUAAGCUGGCUCUAUCAAAAGAACUCUACGCACUGCUUCACCUUAAACUACAACCGCCAUGUUCCCAUUCCUGUUGCUAGCUUAUGUUGUAGCUGUAAAGGUCUUCAAGAAAACUGCUCCUAAUGGAAAACUAACUGUAUAUUUAGGCAAAAGAGAUUUCGGGGAUUAUGGAGAUUCCGUUGAACCAGUUCAAGGAGUUGUAGUGGUUGAUACUGACUACGUCAAAAAUCGCAAAGUUUUUGGCCAAGUAGUAACAACCUUUCGAUAUGGCCGUGAAGAAGAUGAAGUCAUGGGUUUGCACUUCAGUAGGCAAUUAUAUCUGGCUCUUGGACAAGUAUAUCCUUCAGACCAAGGACUGGAAAAAUCUGAGCUCCAAGAUAAACUUAUUAGGAAGCUGGGAGAAAGUGCUAUCCCCUUUACCUUCGAUUUGCCAGAAAAUGCCCCACCCUCGGUCACCUUGCAACCAGGACCAGAAGAUCAAGGAGCACCUUUGGGUGUUGAGUACGAACUUAAAUUAUUCGUUGCAGAGAACAAAGAAGAAAAACCACACAAAAGAAACUCAGUUUCUAUGGCGAUCAGAAAACUGCAAUACUAUCAGCCAGGACCAAACACCAGACAACCAAGCGCCGUCGUCAGUAAAGGAUUCGUACUGAGCCCAGGAAAACUUCAAAUGGAAGUUACCUUGGACAAAGAAUAUUAUUUCCAUGGGGAUAAAAUAGCUGUCCAAAUGGUCGUGACCAACCAUUCUAAGAAAACCAUAAGGAACAUCAAGGUUAAUGUUAUCCAAAACACUGAAGUAACAAUGGUCAACGGUCAUUACCAUAAAGCAGUUGCUAGCAUUGAAUCAAAAGAAGGAUGCCCAAUAAUACCAGGAGCUACUUUGUCUAAGAUAUUUUACCUUCUACCAUCUGCUGAUAGGAAGUUAAAACGAGGUGUGGCAUUGGAUGGAAUGCUGAAAGAAGGAGAUACCAAUCUUGCCUCUUCUACCUUAAACACAAAUGAUUCUUUAGGUAUUGUCAUCUCGUAUAUGGUUCGUGUACGGUUAUAUAUGGGAGCUAUCGGUGGUGAACUGGUAGCUGAUGUACCUUUCAAACUCGUCAGUCCUACCCCUGAGAAAGAGAAAGAAGUAAAAAGUAUGCAAAGAAAAGUCCGCAGGCAGCUGUCCAGAGAAAUGAGUACUGAUAUUGUAUUUGAAGAUUUUGCAAGAAGACGGCAGUUCAGUGAAGACAAUGAAUAAAUAUUCUCCAACAGUAUAAGGCUUUCCGUGUCUAAUAGUACAAUGAUUCAACUAAAAAGCUUAACUGUAAACAGGCUUAAAGUUCAUUUCAAAAGCUCUAUUCUUCAUGUUUACCACCUAAUGUCCUUAACAUAAAAAGCAAUAAAAAAUGGUCUGUUCACAGCCUUAAAA